This is a messenger RNA of Pomacea canaliculata, 486 nucleotides long. RefSeq lists its product as uncharacterized. Lineage: Eukaryota; Metazoa; Mollusca; Gastropoda; Architaenioglossa; Ampullariidae. Bases 44 to 475 code for a protein of 143 amino acids. The record is from RefSeq and is a predicted model, not a curated record. The transcript is spliced from 3 exons.
CCGUUCUGUUUCAGUUGUUGUAGAGUCUGAAUAUCCAAGAGACAUGGAAGUAGUAUAUGCAGUUGUGGAUAAAGUCAAAGAUAAAACUAAAUCAAGUCGUGGACAAGGCCAAACAACAGACACACCUCGAGGCCGGCAAACAAUGAACGAUUAUUACGAGAAGGAUCAAAGGACAGAAGAAGACCCCGUCUACACUAACACUACUAAUAUUAAAUUCAAGAAGAAGGAGCACCUUGCCACAGCACCAAUUAAUGCCGCAGGGACAAAGAACUUACCCAGCCCUUCCUCAAGUUCCCAGACGGUUGAUAACGGUAGAUGGGAGAACGAUGACGGUUUGAUUUACGUCACACCUUUCUUUGAUGUCGGCGGUCAGGUGAGGCGACCUCUACAUCCGAGGAAGGAGGAAGCAGACUACUGCACACUUCGCAUGAUUCAAACCAAGAUGUCUGCCUCUGAUGAAGACUCAGACCAUUGAGACCAUGUUUG